Penicillium cataractarum is the source of this 861-nucleotide messenger RNA. RefSeq lists its product as uncharacterized. Gene Ontology annotation, molecular function: metallopeptidase activity. The record is from RefSeq and is a predicted model, not a curated record. Bases 1 to 861 code for a protein of 286 amino acids. Lineage: Eukaryota; Fungi; Ascomycota; Eurotiomycetes; Eurotiales; Aspergillaceae. The transcript has 4 exons.
AUGGUCACGCAGGCUGUGGGUAGUGCCUUCACUAUGGCAAGCGAUGAGUUGGAUGCAAUAAAUAAAGCGAUUAACAAUCAAGACUUAGGCCAGAAUGGCGACAAAAUCCGCAAUGUGAUCAAGUGGAUGUUUAUGCCUGAUGGCCAAGAGCCGAAUGGACAACGACUCGGAAUACUGAGCAGGAAUCUGGGGAAUCUGAUCACGGCGAGGGCGCGUAAUGACAAUGCGGCUGAGGAUGGUUCAAAUGUGCAUUGGCUGACAGAGGACCAGAUUGUGGUGUACUGUAACCUUGACCGCUUCCAAAAAAGAGACGAUGGUGACUGGUACGACUCUGAUAUUGAUGAGGCUUUCUCGAAGAACGAUGCCUUUGGGACCUGCAAAGGCAUCGAACCUACCGUAGCCUAUACUUGGGUAUCUGAUAACACCAACAAGCCAUCGCAGGUUCAGCUCUGCCCAUGGUUCAUCAAUUGGAUGAAGAGAGUCGAAACCAAAAGCCUGCAGGAUGCAGAAACUAAAGGAUUAUUUUACCAGGCCGUCAGCAAAGGGUUGACGAAGCUACACGCAUUGCUGACACCCAUCGACGUGAUCUCGCUGUUAGAUAAAGUGAUUCUGCACGAGUUUACGCACACUCGCAUUGGGGGAGAGUCAUUCGAUGUUGAUGGGCCUAGUUUUCUAAACAUUCGAUACGGAUGGAAUAGGUGUCGGAAGUUGGCUCAGGAGGGAACCAAUGACCUGCGCCGGGAACCACAGGUCAAUGCAGAUUCCAUUGCGCUUUGUGGGUCAGACGAUGCUAACGGACUGGUAGCGAUCAGGUAUAUUAAGGAAGGGAAGAGUGUGUCAGAGAACGGGAAAGUAAAUUGA